GGUGCCGGGGGCGCUUGUCCCGCGCGGGUCGCCGUCCGUGCCGGCUGCGGGCGCGUGCGGGCCCGGCGCGAGGGGCUGCGUCUUCCUCCGUGUGAGGGGCGGGGGCGGCCGCCCUCCCGCUGCGCGAUGGCAAUGACGGGUCCAACACCCUGCUCAUCCAUGAGUAACCACACCAAGGAACGAGUUACGAUGACAAAAGUGACGUUAGAAAACUUCUAUAGCAAUCUCAUUGCACAGCACGAAGAACGAGAAAUGAGACAAAAGAAACUAGAACAACUGAUGGACGAGGAAGGUUUAAAGGAUGAAGAGAAGAGACUUAGGAGAUCAGCACAUGCCCAAAAGGAAACUGAGUUUCUUCGCCUAAAGAGAACAAGGCUCGGCUUGGAAGAUUUUGAGUCUUUAAAAGUAAUAGGCAGAGGAGCGUUUGGAGAGGUACGGCUUGUCCAGAAGAAAGACACAGGGCAUGUGUAUGCAAUGAAAAUACUACGCAAGGCAGACAUGCUUGAAAAAGAGCAGGUGGGCCAUAUUCGUGCAGAACGGGACAUUCUAGUGGAAGCAGACAGUUUGUGGGUUGUGAAAAUGUUCUAUAGUUUUCAAGAUAAACUGAACCUCUACCUUAUCAUGGAGUUUCUGCCUGGAGGUGAUAUGAUGACACUGCUGAUGAAAAAAGAUACCCUAACAGAAGAAGAGACUCAGUUUUAUAUAGCGGAGACCGUACUGGCCAUUGACUCCAUCCAUCAGCUGGGCUUUAUCCAUCGGGAUAUAAAGCCAGACAACCUUCUCUUGGACAGUAAGGGUCAUGUGAAGCUAUCAGAUUUUGGUCUGUGCACUGGACUGAAGAAGGCUCACAGAACAGAGUUCUACAGAAACCUGAACCACAGUCUUCCUAGUGACUUCACUUUCCAGAACAUGAAUUCUAAAAGGAAAGCAGAAACUUGGAAGAGAAAUAGACGUCAGUUGGCCUUUUCCACGGUGGGUACUCCAGAUUACAUUGCUCCAGAAGUAUUUAUGCAGACAGGAUACAACAAGCUUUGUGACUGGUGGUCGCUUGGAGUCAUUAUGUACGAGAUGUUAAUUGGUUAUCCUCCUUUCUGUUCUGAGACCCCUCAAGAAACAUACAAGAAGGUGAUGAACUGGAAAGAGACUCUCAUCUUUCCUCCAGAAGUUCCAAUAUCUGAUAAAGCCAAGGAUCUUAUUCUAAGGUUUUGCUGUGAAUGGGAGCACAGAAUUGGUGCACCUGGUGUUGAGGAAAUCAAAACUAACCUUUUCUUUGAAGGGGUUGAUUGGGAACAUAUCAGAGAGAGGCCUGCUGCAAUACCUAUAGAAAUUAAAAGCAUUGAUGACACCUCAAACUUUGAUGAAUUUCCAGAAUCUGAUAUCCUUAAGCCAACAGUCGCCACAAGUAAUCAUCCAGAGACUGACUACAAGAAUAAAGACUGGGUUUUCAUCAAUUACACCUACAAGCGUUUUGAGGGCCUGACAGCCCGAGGGGCGAUACCAUCCUAUAUGAAAGCGGGAAAGUAGUGAGUCUUGACCUGGGACUAUUUCUGAGCCUUGGAUUUUACUUCUCUGUACUGAGAUUAUACCCUUCAAAGAAAACCUUACCUGGGGGCUAGAGCUCUUGGAAAAGAUGUUCAGCUCAGUAUAUUGCACACCAUUGUUGUUAACAUGGGUUUCUUUUUCUGCUCCAUUGAAAAGUCUACAAAAUGCUCUCACCACCUCUGCUGCAAACAACAUUGUGCUGCUUCAGGAGAGAGUCUCUCUGAUUUCGUGUUUGGUUCCUUACCAGAUUGUUCAAUCCAUCAGAGAGAGAGAGAGAGAGCGCGAGAGCGAGCCUUUCUGUUGUGACACCACAAAGCUUAUGGCAUUUACACAGACUGUUUCAGCAGUCCUACAUUGCGUGACAUACUUAACUUGCCAAUUCUGCCAGCAGUGUUUCUCUCAUGGUUAAGAACUGUAGUACAGAGGAACUAAAGCAAUAAUUAAAGCUUGAGGUAGACAACUCCAGUAAAUCACCGUGUAGUAUAAUGACAAAACUUGUAUUGCCUUAACCUUAGUUUGUAGUUCUGUUUUUUAUAACGCUACUCAGAAGCAUUUUCAAUAGCAUUUUUCAGCUCUUUCUCAAUUGCCUCAAGUUGUGGUGCACUUUACUUUUGGUACUAAGACGGAGACAAUGACCCUAAAUCCAUUAAUUGUUUUUAGAACUAUGAAUUUGUGUAAGGCUUUGCUUUUUCUGAGCAGUGACAGGAGAAAACAGUCUACUCGUCUUUGGUACAGCCUAUCCAUGGAAACCAGCUGAAUUUUCAACUGCUGUGAGGAAGAAGCAUACAUGUAAUCAAUGUGGGUAAUAGAAGAGAUUAGUGAACCAUAGGCAGUAACAGGAGCAGGCCUUGAGUAGAAGGUGGGAUGGGGAGAAAGGAAGCGUAUCCAUUUAUUUUGAACAUUGCUAUACAUUCCUAUGUAUAAUAGGACAAACUUUGGGGCUUCCUAUUUUUGCUGCUGCCCUCUCUUCACAGCUUUUAAUAUUUGCCUAGUCUUAGUCAGCUUCAAAGAUAAGGAUGAUGAUGCAAACUUUUGUGGCCUUUUAAGCUGUUGGCAGGAUGUAACAGAGCACUGUCUAGGCAGCAGUGAGUUAUGGCAGAAAGCAUCAAAUUCUUCUGAGUGUUCAUUUAAAAAUCCUUGUUCAAUGACCUCCCCUUUCCAUUUGCAUGUUGUUUCUUUCUGUACCAUGGCUGAAGCAUCUCUUCCUGAAGCCUUUCAGGGAGAUGACUUCUUACCCCACAUCAUCAGAAAGUCCUAGUACAUGGAACCUAAACCCCCUCUUUUACUAUUGUAGUUUAUGGAAGCACAUUCCUUUAUGAUCAGGAUGCUCUCUGUGAGAGCCCCAAAGUGCCUUCCCUUGCCUAAACACCUCUCGGAGCUCUCUAACUUGAUCAGACUCAUUUGGGGGAUUCUGCAUCAGUGAGCACUCUUUUUUGCACCAGUUUGGUAGCUGUUGUUGCACUCAUGGUAUGCAUUCCACACCAGCUGUGUGGAACUGGUCUUUAAUUGUCAAAACAUUUAAAUUAAUAAAGUUUUUUAAAGUACAUAACAACUUAAACUGUUGAAAUUCCUGUUGCAUCCUAUUUUUGGUGCUGAAUGCUAGCAUAUAACAACUCCCAUGUUUAGAAGGUAGAGCAAUGCCUCAGGGUAUUCCAAGGGCUAUAGGAUUGUAUUGUAUCCUAGGUUUUUAGACUAGCAAAAGGAAGAUAAUGGGAUUUUGAUGCAACUUUUUUUUUUAUGAGAGCAUUGUGGAAUAUUCCCAGAAUAGUCUUUUUGAUUGGAAGUGCCACAAAUGUUGAAUGGGGGGUGGAUCUGAAUGGAGGUAUUGUGCUUGACAGGAAUGCUAGUGAAGACUGAGAGUGACAUCUUGUUAACAUCCUCUGUCUAAAAACCGUAACUAUUAAGCCUUCCCGAAUGCUGCACUCUGAUUUCCUACUUUGGUGUAGUAGGAAUUGUCUCAUUCCAUUGCCAUAAGCAGGUUAAAUAAAGUUGGGUUCUGCAGAUCCUGAAGUCAGGAGUUGUCUUUACUCGGGCCAUGGCAUUUUGUAGACAAUGGGAAUAUUCAUGUCAGUUGAGGCUCUCAUAAGUAAAGGUUUGUAGGAUCAGACUGUUUAGCCAGUUCUUUCUUUUCCUGCCUUUAACAGCUUUUUUUUCUAAUUGAUGCUUACGUCUCAAAUGUGAACGUUGCUGUAUCCUAUUCUAAUCCAUUUUCCUUUAAUCCUCAUUACAAGAUAUGUAGCUAAAGGCUAAGUACAGACAUUUGGGGAGGUUAAGUUGGGUUGAAAAUGGCCACCUGAUUUUAAACUUAGCUCAUCCCUGUGCUGACCUUACGCUUAUAGACCUGGUCUCAGUGACCAGCAGUCAGUCUGAACCUGUAACGAUACACAAAUUCCAUGCAGACAAACUGGCCUAAAAAUUGCAGAACCCAUUUUAAGAUAAACUUAGAUCUAUGCAGUAUCAAACUCGCUUGAUUUAGGUCAAACCGGUGCAUGGGACUUCUGUACGCUUUCCCUAAGUAGCUCCAAGGCCGGAAAAGCCCAGCCCCGGGGUUGCUCUUUUCACCUCCCCCCACACCCCCCGGCCCACAAACAGCCAGCCCUCUCAGCCCCCAUCCUACAAGCUGCUUGGGGUAAAACUGCUUUUAUCAGUGUUUGCUGCUGCUGGAACUGGUGGGAGGUAGGGGAGGAGGCAUGGGGAUAUAGGUUUGCUUGUGGGGGAGUGGACCCCACCCCACCCGUAGGUCGUGCCUGUCACUCCCACCCCUUGUGAGUCAUGGCUUCCAACCCCCACUAGUGUUCUCCCCCCAAUCCUGACUUAGCUGACACUGGACAGCCAUUUUGGAUUCAUUUAACCUCCCCCUAAUACCCCUGGAUGUCUACUUAGCCUAAAUGGUAUGUGCAAACGAACUACUUAACAAAGGGGAGCGAGGCUUUGCUGCAGAUCGGCUUCUCCGUGGUAGCUGUCCAUGUGGAUGCUCUUGCCUCCCUGUAGGUGAAAACUAAACUUGUGUAGCUCUGCCUUCUGUGAACUGGGAGCUUCAUGGUUUAGCUCCUUGUGCUGUGGCGUAAAGCAUGCAUGUGGGCAGUUAUCGCAAAGCAGCUGAUCCACGGUGAGUUCCUGCUCUCUAGCUGCCUGCACAUACCCUUAUAAACAAUUGGAAAGGCAAGAGCUGUUACCAAUUUCUUAUUUAAGCCUUUUUAUUGCAAUUCCUAAAAGCUUUUUUUGCUUAUGUUAAAGCUUUUAAGUUGAAAACCCUCCUGAGCUGUUACAAGUUUGAGUGUAAAAGAUAUUGAGACAGUAAUUGUAUUAGAAGCCCUUUCAUCAAAGGGACUAGUGUAUUUUUUUUUUAUAUAUACCAAAGACAAGGGAGAAUCUGUACACCUCGAGCUUGUGCUGAUUUGCUGUGAAAAUCACUAUACAGUACUGUGUAUUAGCUAUCUCUUGUGUAUAUUUAAUUUCUGGAUGUGUUUUGAAACCAUAUACAGUUUGUGUUUUAUUGCAUUUGAAAUUAAAGAUGGAUUUUUUCCAAAGCACUAGGGGCAGUUCAGCCACCCAACUUCUGUAGGCUUUCAAUAGCAGUUCGGUGCCUUUGAAAAUCUUCCCCCUAACACUGUACCUGUUGGUCAUCCCCUUCCAGUAACAGGUUUUCCUUUAAAGAUACCUACAUACAUUUGUUUUCUACUACAUGUGGUUUCUUAGCGACACUAGAGAGGGGGGAAAGUGUGUUAUUUCCAGGAUCCAUGCAUUACCGCUAUCAAAAUAAGAGUUUUUAUGGUUUUUUUUUCCAGAUCUGCUAGCCAAACUUUUUUUUUAAAUAACUUGUUACUGACUUUGUGUAUAUUCUCUUAUUAGCUGCUAACCUGAAGUCAUUACCAAUGCCUUUUCGCUUUUUUUUUUUUCUUUUAAGUUACAGACAUGAGUUUUGCAUGAGGCGUUCUUUUUUUUUCCCCAACUAGACGUUCAGGAAUAAUUCCAGUCUUGUAAUAUCCUAAUGGGAGUGAACAUGAGUCAUGCUGCCAAUUCCUCUUUGUAUCAGGCCGAGCACCAAAUUGCACUUCGACGUCACUUAUCACUGUGCCCUGACUCUGCCUUAAAUUGUCAGUCGAAAAAGUGUUGUGUAGAUACUGAAAUGUGUUACAAAAACCCAACUGUAAAAUUUGGCAAACUUGUUCCGCGUGCUGCUGGGGCCUCAGCAAGGGGCUCCUCAACUUUGUAUGGGAUGAUCUUUUACAUUCUGUUGAACUGUGUAAAUAAAAAGAAAACUCCUCUUCAAUAAACAUUAGUUUUGUUAA
Alligator mississippiensis (American alligator) is the source of this 5834-nucleotide messenger RNA. It is a transcript of the gene STK38, whose product is annotated as serine/threonine kinase 38. Gene Ontology annotation, molecular function: protein serine/threonine kinase activity; ATP binding. The coding region runs from base 127 to 1524 and encodes 465 amino acids. Gene Ontology annotation, biological process: peptidyl-serine phosphorylation; intracellular signal transduction. Lineage: Eukaryota; Metazoa; Chordata; Crocodylia; Alligatoridae. The record is from RefSeq and is a predicted model, not a curated record. The transcript is spliced from 14 exons.